AAGCAGCUGCCAUCUGCUGGGAAGUUUGGUGAUUUGAUCAGUGUAUACGCAGUAUAUUGCAUUGCACAUAUGAUUAACAAUAUAAAACUAUAAUCACAAGAAGAAGAGAAAAAUCGUAUAAACAUGAGUAACAUUUAUAUACAAGAGCCACCCACGACGGGCAAAGUGCUACUGAAAACGACAGUCGGUGAUAUAGAUCUAGAAUUGUGGACGAAAGAAGCUCCCAAAGCUUGCAGAAACUUCAUACAACUUUGUAUGGAGGGCUAUUACAACGAUACGAUAUUUCACCGAGUUGUAAAGGGCUUCAUAGUGCAGGGUGGAGAUCCGACGGGAACAGGAGAAGGCGGUGAAAGCGUGUAUGGACAUCCUUUCAAGGAUGAAUUUCACACAAGAUUACGCUUUUGUCGGAGAGGCUUGCUCGCCAUGGCCAAUGCUGGCAAGGACGAUAACGGUUCCCAAUUUUUUUUUACCCUCGGCCCGACACCGGAAUUGCAGAAUAAGCAUACUGUCUUUGGCAAAAUCACUGGAGAAACAAUUUACAAUAUGCUGAAAUUGGAAGAAGCCCUUGUAGAUGAGAAUGAGAGACCUCAAUACCCGCAAAAAGUCUUGAAAACGGAGGUGUUAAAUAAUCCUUUCCAGGAUAUUGUGCCAAGGACAGUGUCUGAGAGAAAAGACGACAAGGACAGCAAGAAGAAUAAGAAAAGUGGUGUGAAGAAUUUCAAAUUAUUGUCAUUCGGCGAGGAAGCUGAGGAAGAUGAAGAGGAAUCGUCAGUUUUGAACAGACAAUUUACCGGCAAGGGAAAAUCGGCGCACGAUUGUUUGUCUGAUCCAAAGUUAAGUGCACAACCGGUGAUUGAGCCAGCCGAGCCACCGAGGAAGAAGCUCAAGGAGGAUCGGAGCAGCGAUUGGGAGAGCGACGAUGAAACGCGCACUCCAGAAGAGAUGGCUGCUCUGGCAAAAGAGAAAGAAGCUAUGAAGGACAGAAUCAAAAGUAAAUUGAAGGAUACUAAAAAAACGCAGCUGAAGGAAAUGAAGGACGAGAAUGAUAAAAUAAAAGACAACGAUGCAAACGAAGAUGUGGAAAUUGAGACAUAUUAUUUGGGGAAAGAUCGAGACGAGGAGCGAAAGAGAAAAGCCGAGGAGAUCCGAAAAGAAAUACGCGAUCUGAAGCACAGCAUACGAAGGGAGAAGAGAGCAAAGGAGGUGGAGGAAAAGCAACAGGUCAAGAAGGAAGAAAGUAAGAACGAGGUAAUGAAGGAGUACAUAGAGAAUCGAGAGAAAUACAAGGAAGCGAAGGCGAAAUUGCCUAAGAAAGGUAAAACGCGCGAGGCCCUCACGAUGGAACUGUUGAGCAAAUUCAAGUACAAACUCCAAAAUGCCAAGGAGCAUAAGAAAGACGAUAGCUCGCAAUCUGAUAGCAAGGAAACGUCGAAGGAUACCGAGGAGGAGGAUGACGAUCCGUCUGACGAAUCCUGGAUGGCUCACACUCUCCACUGCGAGGAGAAAGCGCCGGUGCUCGCCAAGGACGCUAGCACGAAGGACGACGAUUGGUUCGAGAUCUACGAUCCUCGAAAUCCGUUGAAUAAACGACGGAGGGGAGAAAAAGCGCAGAAAUCGCAAAAAUAUAUGUUCGUUGGUAGAUUCAGUCGAUCUGUUGACGGCGACCGAUACGCAUCACGCGGUUUACUUAAUUAUACGACGCCAGACAGGAAAAUGUCAACGACACCUUUGAGAAUAGAUACAUUUGAAAAUUAUGCUACCCGCCCACGAGAUUGGCAGUCACGAAAAUCAAAUUAUAAGAUACCUUUGAGAUUGAUGCGACUAUGUUUGCUGGGAAUGCUUCUGCCGUCCAUACUCGUUACUGCGCCACUGUAUUUACGAUAUCGUGUGUAUUCUGAGCAGGUAUAUCCAUUAACAAUAUCGGACCAAAGGCUAAUUGAUGCCAAAGUAUCCACCGUUUGGUGUCAAAGUCAAGUAAUCAAAGCGAAUACCACGUUCAACGCGUAUCUGAUGGACGCCGAGCCAGUAGUCCAAAACGAAACGGUGCCUAUUUCUAUGAUAAGACAGUUGAUUAUGGAAGAUGAUAUGAAAGAAUAUUGGGGUUUUUACCUCCUGCGAGGCAGCGUUGUCACCGUUUCUACUUGUGUAAGAUGGCCAGGUGCUUCUUUAACAAUAAUUCAUGGACACAAAAAUCUGCAUGAGUGUGCCUUCAUCGGAGAUGACAGCAGCGAGGAACUUGAAGAGCUUCUUGAAAUCGCUAACGAACAAGGAUUUCUCGAUAUGAAUGGCAGUGCACAAGCAGAACAUCCUAGUAACAUACCCGAAAAAAUGACACGUGCAGGUCAGGAUGUGUACUUUCAUCAUGAAGGCCACUCUCUUCGUUUAAACACCUCUACAUUGCCUGGAUAUUCGCAUCAGCUUGGCAGUCACGAGUUGGAUGCUCAAACGAUGCGGAAUAUACUCAGCCAGCUCCUUGCCAAGACUCUCGACACAAAGAAGAAACAAAAAGAGAAUCCGCAUCAUCAUUACGAAGCUGUCUUCAAAGAUAUCACCAAUAUCGAUAAACCACCGGCUAGAACACCGAAUCCUAAAAAUCCAGAAUCAAACAAAAUGAUAGACAGAUUUAAUCAAAGUGAAGAGACAUCAAAAACUAAUGCAAAAGAAUCUUCGUCACAGAGUCAAGAAAAAUCUAAGACCCAAAAGAAUUCCAUGUCUUCUCGUGAUUUUCAUUUACAUGUAUCCAGCACACCACGAAAGUCUAUAAAAGAGCAAGAAGAAUUUGAAACAAAACGAGUAAGCUCCGCAGAGGUAUUUGAAGAUGUCCUGGAAAAGAUCAGCUCUUUAGGAGAUCGUGGCAAAAAAAUAUUGCAAAAAUUGAUGGAUGAGAUUGACGCACGAGGCGUUGCUCGAGAUAACGCGUUAAAAAGAUUAGUAAACGAAACGAUGAACAAGACAUUAUCAAGCACAGAUAAGCAAAGGAAAAGAAGAGAUUUGACUCUUAAGAUGCUCCAUGACGAACUAAUGGAGGAAGAUGACGGCGAUGCACCUUUAGAAGAGGGUAUGUUGCAUCCAGACGGUAUUGCAGAAGAUCGAGGUACCGUCAACGAAACAACUUUAAACGACAGAAGUAAUUCUGAAUUCUGGAGUUCAUUUAGCAGUUCUGAAGAACGUUUGCUAGAAUGUAAGGGUCUCAUUCUGAAUUUACCGCUAACGCCACAUCAUUAUUGUAUACCUGGAAUGGAAAGUCGGCAUUCUAAAGCUUCUUUUGCCAACGCCGUGACAUAUAGAGUACCUUUAAACGGAUAUUACUUCUUUGUAUUCAAUUCAGAGAAUGAAGUUCAACCUAAUUACGUGAGGGUCCAAUUUGAUCUUUUAAAAACUGUCUAUAAUACUUCGAAUCCGGUGUAUGCGUGCAAGAAUACUACGAAGGAAUGCUCAUUGCCAUUUAAGAUGUUUAGUAACGAGAAAACGGUAUUAGAGUUGCCACUAAGUAACAAUAGUACGCAAUGGAACGAAGAGUAUAUCGUGAUGUCCACAUGCGAACCACGUACGGCACUUUACACUUUUUGUGUCCUCAUGGUGCCUGUAUUGAUCAUUAUCUUCGCUUUGCAAUAGAAAAUUUCUUUGUCAAUAGUAUUUUCUCAUAUUUACGUUUACUUGAUUAAGAAUAUCAUAACUGUCAUCCCAAGUUAUAUAUAGAAAUGGAAAGAUUAUUUAAAAAAUCAAUAAUUCAAUAUAUUUUUAUAAACUAUAAAUAUCAGGAAAUAUAGCUAAUAUUUUUGCAUUUGUUAUAAUGCAAAUAGUUUAUGGAAAAGUAAUUUACAAAAACGGAUGACUACAAUUAAAGUAUUGAGAAUAUGUUGAUUGCAGAUAAAAAUUGUGUGCUUUUAAAAAUAAAAUUGACUGAGGAAGAUAA
Messenger RNA from Ooceraea biroi (clonal raider ant), 3916 nucleotides. RefSeq lists its product as uncharacterized. Gene Ontology annotation, biological process: protein folding; protein peptidyl-prolyl isomerization. The record is from RefSeq and is a predicted model, not a curated record. Lineage: Eukaryota; Metazoa; Arthropoda; Insecta; Hymenoptera; Formicidae. Gene Ontology annotation, molecular function: peptidyl-prolyl cis-trans isomerase activity.